AUGGUUAUACACAGCGAUGAGCGACCGUUCGAAUGCGACCUCUGUGGCGCAUCCUUUAAGAGACCCAGUGGCCUGAAGAGUCACGGAAAACGCCACAUCAUGCCCGACGAUCGAGAACCCCACGAGCGGCGGAAACAUGCUUGUGAUAUCUGUGAUCGAAAUUUUGCCAGCAAAUAUAAUCUUACCGAUCACUUGAGAACUCACACCGGAGAGCGACCGUUCGAGUGUGACAUAUGUCACAAAACUUUCAUCAGACACGGUGAUCUUAAGGACCAUAAAAUCACAAAGCACACGCAGGAAAAGAAGUUGAAAUGUCCAGAAUGUGGUAAAAGUUUUUUCUUGAAGGCACAUUUGAGACAGCAUCUGAAAGUACAUAACCCUAAGAAUAUUCUCAAGCAUAACCCGGAUCGUUCACAAGUGUCUGAUAUGCGGAAAAGUCUAUAA
Sabethes cyaneus is the source of this 444-nucleotide messenger RNA. RefSeq names its product gastrula zinc finger protein XlCGF9.1-like. The coding region runs from base 1 to 444 and encodes 147 amino acids. Lineage: Eukaryota; Metazoa; Arthropoda; Insecta; Diptera; Culicidae. Gene Ontology annotation, biological process: regulation of transcription by RNA polymerase II. The transcript has a single exon. Gene Ontology annotation, cellular component: nucleus. The record is from RefSeq and is a predicted model, not a curated record. Gene Ontology annotation, molecular function: RNA polymerase II cis-regulatory region sequence-specific DNA binding; DNA-binding transcription activator activity, RNA polymerase II-specific.